This is a messenger RNA of Misgurnus anguillicaudatus (oriental weatherfish), 3331 nucleotides long. Lineage: Eukaryota; Metazoa; Chordata; Actinopteri; Cypriniformes; Cobitidae. The record is from RefSeq and is a predicted model, not a curated record.
UGGUGCGCGCUGAUGACGACAGCAGGCGUGUGUUAAAAACCGUACGCAUGUAUUGUUUGAUGUUGUUGCUGUCCAGAAAGGCUCUUUCAGUUCAUCUGCUGUGAAAAUAUGGUGGAUAUUUUAAGGAAUAUACUCAUACUCGUGUUUGUGCACGCUGUUGCAUCUCAAAGAUAUCCAGGUAAGUGUGGCCUGCCAACAAAAUAUCCUGACAGGCGACUGGACGACAAAUAUCUUCACACAUCAGAGUUCAGGUAUGGGGAUAAAGUGGCGUAUAAUUGUGCUCCGGGUUACGUGCGGAUGGAAGGCAGUCGAAUAUCCCACUGUAAAAUGGGACACUGGACACCUUUAAACAUGAAAUGUGACAGAAAAAGCUGCGGCCCUCUGAGUGAUUUUGAGAACGGCAAAUACCUUUAUACUGGAGUGUUAUUUGGAGAUAAAGCCACUGCUGUGUGUAAUGAAGGGUAUGUUUUGAGAGGAGAAGGUGUUCGCUCGUGCACGGAGGAUGGAUGGAAUGGAGCAGAGCCCAUCUGUGACAGGGGAGGAGCCACUCGAUAUGUCCCGCCCGAACUUCCUGUUUCAGUUGCAUCAGCACAUCAAAUGCCCUGCGGUGCAUGUAACCCAUCUGCACUACCAGCCGAUGUAAUUAUCCAAGAUCCGAAGCCCUGUUUUGAGGAUGGAGAUCAAGCAUCCGUCAUGUGCAACACCGGAUAUAGUGGACACGGAAGUUACAUAUGUAAAGGAGGAAAAUGGUUCCGUAAUGUAAAGUGUCACUUGGUGAAAUGCCCAGACUUUAACAUUGAUAAUGGUAUCCGAUCAUCUAAGAGAGUCAGGUUUAACACCAGUGUUACUGUCACUUGCGCUAAAGGAUUCAAACUGCAUGGAGCUCAACAUCUCAAAUGUUUGGCAAACGGCUCCUGGACGGCGGAGAUUCCCACAUGUGAGCCAGAGAAGAGCUGUUCAGCACCUGCGGUGCAUAACAGAGAUAUAAAACAUGGAGAGAAGUCUCAGUAUAAACCCCAGGACACCGUGACCAUCAGCUGUAAAGAGGGCUUUGAUCUGAUUGGCUCAUCACAGAUCACAUGUGGACCAAAUGGCCAAUGGCUGAACUUGCCUAAGUGUAACCCUAAAGUCAUUUUAGGUACAUGUGGUCCAGCUCCUGUGUAUCCUCACGCCCACCCCAGAGACAUGCAGAAGACCGAGUACAGAUCUGGCGAUCGGGUUCAUUACAAGUGCAAUGUAGGACACCGUCGAUCUGCUGGUCGAGAUAUUAUACACUGUACAAAUGGACAAUGGACAAAACUGCAGCUGCAUUGUGAACGGAAGAGAUGCGGUUCUGCAGGAGAGAUUUUCAAUGGUCGUUUUGAAUACAGCGGCGUGUCAUUUGGAGAUUAUGCUGCAGUCAUCUGUGAUGAAGGGUAUGAGCUGAUUGGUCCAGCUAAGCGGUACUGCAGGGAUGGAGGCUGGGAUGGACGAAACCCGGAGUGUGAACCUGUGCAUUGCCCUCCUCCUCCAGUGGUCAAGAACGCUUACAUGUCAGAUCCCGAGUAUGAUCACGUUCCUUUUGGUCGCGUGGUGACCUAUCGCUGCCGUACCGGGACUCUGAUUGGUGCAAAGGACAUUUACUGCACUAAAAAUGGAGACUGGAGCGCUCCUCCUCCUGAAUGUAGAGAUGUUACUUGUCCUGAGCCCAGAGUAGAUCAUGGAUCCAGAAUUGCGGGCUACAGACCCGUCUAUAGAUUUGGGAACACCGCAAGAAUCACCUGUAAUCCUGGAUAUAAACUCGCAGACGGAAAUUCUAUCAAUUGUGGAGAAGACGGAAAAUGGAAACCAGACCUUUCCAACAUGUGUGUUAUUUAAAAUACAAAAAAUGCGUCUACAAUAAAACUUAGAAGGUAUAAUACUAUAUAAAAUACAGUUACAUUACAUUAACAAUUAGACUCAUUUUACUUCAAAUGUUUUGCAACUAUCAGUCUUGGUAAAUAUUCUGUUAUCUUAAAACUUUAGUGAAACUGAAACACAAUAUAUAUAUUUUACAGAAAAAUUGAAUAGUAGGUAACACGCAGCAUUAUGGAUCAAGUCUUACUUCGUUACCUGUUUUUCCUCAUUUAUCUAUUUUUUUAUUUUGCAUUAAUUAAAGCACAUAAACAAUUAUUAUAUGGAAGUUAAAUUAUUUUUUUUUAUAGAAGCCAUUUCAAUAAUUUAUUAAAUUAAUGAAAAAUAAUGUUAAGUCAAGCCAUAUUAUAGAGCUGUGAACUUAAAUUUGAUCAAAACUAUGUUGGAUAGAGUUGGAAAUUGUUAUUUGUGUGUUACUAUUUUUUUCAGGAUAGAUCACAACAACAUAGAUUAUCACGUAAACUAGCAUUAAAAACAUCAAACAAUGAACAGAUGAAACUUUUCUGUUCUCAGUAAAAAGUCAGUAGUAACUUUCAAACCAACCAUUGAAACUUAUAUUCAAUUUCUAGACGGUUAAACAUGAAGGACUAACUUGAAGAUUUGUAAUAAAUAAUUUACUGGGCAUUUAUUCUGGGCACAGACUUCAACAGACACAAAAUCUAAUACGACUAUAACAAUAAAUGAGUAACUUCUACAGCAAUAAUUCUGCAUUCUUCUAAUAGUAAGAAAUACGGUUACAAUAUGGUUAUUUUUUGCUUUGUUUUCUCAUAUUCAGAUUUAUUCUGUAUAAAUUAAGAAAACAAGAUAGGCCGUUUUAAGAACACCAAUUUCUUUCAUUUAAAAAGACAAUACAAAAUCCAGACAUUUUUACAUGAGCAUAAACAAAUAACAAGUGCAAAUACCAUUUCCCAUUCCAUGAAACGUGGCAAAAAAAUCUAAAAGAAAAACUGGGAAAAGAACACAACAAAACGAAAAAGAAAUGUGAAUCGCUAUGGUACAUUUGAAAUGGGAUUGGUAGAGCAAAGACGAGGGGAAAUUAUAAAAAUAAAGCCGCAGUCACAGACUGCCAAUGACAUUGACUAAGUUACACUCUGCAUUACUUUAGUGAACAUUCAAAAGAAGCAAACGUCGACUAUUUUGCCACAAACCUUUUAUUUCAUGACAGUCGUGGCUAUUUUACACAUUUAACAAAGGAUUUCAAUCCUGUAGUGCUGCAUUAUGUUAACAUGUUUAAUGAUGGAGAUGAUAAACAACUUGAGUUUUGCAUUGGGUUACACUGACCGUCCUGUACAACCUGUUCAUGGGUUAACUUCGAGUUUCUUUCUACACUAUCAUCAUAUUUAUACAGGUAAACAUUUAUAUAAGUGACUCUUGUAAUAGAUGUCAAAUGUACAACAUACAUAAAACUGUUUUAUUAAAACUUUCAUUUGAUAUAUGA